This is a messenger RNA of Salarias fasciatus (jewelled blenny), 4938 nucleotides long. It is a transcript of the gene tnfaip3, whose product is annotated as tumor necrosis factor, alpha-induced protein 3. The record is from RefSeq and is a predicted model, not a curated record. Gene Ontology annotation, molecular function: K63-linked polyubiquitin modification-dependent protein binding; DNA binding; zinc ion binding. Gene Ontology annotation, biological process: protein K33-linked deubiquitination; positive regulation of Wnt signaling pathway; protein K29-linked deubiquitination. NCBI's taxonomy places the organism in Eukaryota, Metazoa, Chordata, Actinopteri, Blenniiformes, Blenniidae. The transcript has 9 exons. Gene Ontology annotation, cellular component: cytoplasm; nucleus. Bases 393 to 2870 code for a protein of 825 amino acids.
GAGAGGAAAAUGGGUGGACGGAAAGUCCCCGUGUGGAAAUCCCCCUUGACUUAGACUUUUUCCUUUUUUUUUUUAAAGCCUAUCGUCGCCAGACCUGUGUAGUCCUUUGAAAGGCUUCGCGGAGCAGCGAGGGCUCCAAAAUAGAGCCGAUAGAGGAGGAAAGAGGAGGUUGAAUGGCGCCGAGGACCGCUGCGGUGAGGCUGAGUGAAGUGGCUGAGAGAGGACUAGCCUGAGCAUCCGGGAGGCUUUGUUAUUACCCCGACAUAUUACACAGUUACCACGUUGUUGGAUCAUCGGUGGUCUGGGCCUCCUCCUCCUCCUCCUCCUCCUCUUCCUCUCCUCCUUGCUCCUCGUCCUCCCCCGCCGACCAUCCGCCUGCCCACCCGUCCGCCAUGUCGCAGGGCCAGAACUUCCUCCCCAAAUUCCUGUUCGUCUCCAAUCUGCUGAAGGCGGUGAAGAUCCGCCAGCGAGUGCCCAACGACGUGGUGAAGCCCGCCGCCAGCGGCGGCCUCAUGCACCACCUGAGGGGUAUGCACCGCUACACGCUGGAGAUGAUCGCCAUGAACCACUUCCCCCAGGCCUUCAGGGAGGUGGUGCAGGCCGCCAUCCUGGACCGGGCCAUGCAGGCCUCGCUGGAGCAGGAGAAGAAGCUCAACUGGUGUCGGGAGCUGAAGAAAAUGGUGCCGCUACGCACCAACGGAGACGGGAACUGCUUGCUGCAUGCGGCCUCGCAGUACAUGCUCGGCGUUCAGGACACAGACCUGGUUCUCCGGAAAGCUCUGCAUAGCGUUUUGAAGGAGACGGACACCGGCGUGUUUAAAGCCCGCUUCCAGGCAGAGCUGGUCCAGUCGCAGGAGUUCACCCAGACUGGGCUCCGAUACACCACCAUGAACUGGGAGGAGGAGUGGGAAAAGAUCGUGAAGAUGGCGUCUCCCGUCUCCAGUAGCAACGGCCUCCAGUUCGACUCCCUGGAGGACAUUCACAUCUUCAUCCUGUCCAACAUCCUUCGCAGGCCCAUCAUCGUCAUCGCAGAUCAGGUGGUCAGGAGUAUGAAAUCAGGCUCCUCCAUCUCUCCUCUGAAUGUGGGUGGGAUUUAUUUGCCUCUGCACUGGCCGCCCACGGAGUGCUACAAAUACCCAAUCGUGCUUGGCUACGACUCCCAGCACUUUGCACCUCUCAUCACCAUCAAAGACAGCGGUCCAGAAAUCCGAGCGGUCCCGCUGAUCAACCCGAGGCGGGUGGGCUUUGAGGAGCUGAAGGUUCACUUCCUGAUGGAAAAGGAGCAGCCGCAGAAAGAGAGGCUUCUCAAAGACUACCUGCACCUGAUUGAGAUCCCCGUCAUCGGCCUGGGCCACGACACCACGCGGAUCAUGAAAGCUGCACGCCUGGACGAGGGUAACCUUCCCGAGGACAUGAACCUGAUGGAGGACUACCUGCAGCUCGUCAACCAUGAGUACCAGCGCUGGCAGGAGGACAAAGAGCAGGCGUGGGCCGCCCAGCCGCAGCGCCCGCCGCCCUUCUCCGUCUCCCAGCUCUCCCUCAUCGAGAUCCGCUGUGCCACGCCGCGAUGCACCUUCUACGUCUCUGUGGACACGCAGCCUCAUUGCCACGAAUGCUUCGAGAAGCGGCAGGCCACGACCGGCGGCGGAGCGAGAAUAGAAGGCGUGGUUCAGACCAAGGGAGGGGGCGUCCAAGGUGGCGUGGGGGUGAUAGGGGGGUCAGAGACCGAGGUGAGCGCCAGAGGAGCGCGGAGCAGCAGCCCCCCAUGCUCUUCCUCUGGCAGAGGCGUGGUGUUAUCCAGCCCCCGCUCGGCGCCGCCCACCGCCCCCAGCCUCAGUCUAUACAGCGAAACCCACGCCAUGAAGUGCAAGACCCCCGGCUGCCUGUUCACCCUCAGCGUGGAGCACGACGGACUUUGUGAACGCUGUUUCAACUCCAGGCAGAACCACGGGCCUCCCGGAGCCGGACCGGCCGCCACGGGACUCCCGGGCCCCAACGGGGGGCCCGUCGUUCCCCACCCGACCCAGGGCCCCGGCUGGACCCAGUGGGGGGGCCGAGACUCAGAGACAGAGCGAUGCAGCGUGUGCAGACAGGAAGCGUUCAGGAUAUUCAACGGCCUGUGUCCGCCCUGUAUGCAGAGACAGCAGGCUCCCGAGAGGGGGGAGCCGCAGCAGAGCAACCCCAGGACUGAGGCCUCAUCUUCAGCCUGGACCCAGGCCAGGGACUCUGAAAGGCCGUGUCUAACCCUCACCCCAGGACACACUUCGGCCUGGCAGGUCCCCCUGGCUCGGCCCUGUAAAAGAUCUGGCUGCCAGUUUUUUGGGACACCAGAGAAACUGGGUUUCUGCACUAUUUGCUAUGUAGACUAUCAGACCAACCACCACCUGACUCCUCCUCCGGCCUCGGUUCAGAGCCGGCACGGUUUGGAAACAGGUUUCCAGAAUGCCUCGCGGUGUCGCGGACCCGGGUGUGGCGCAGUCGGCAAAGCAAUGCUGGAGGGCUACUGCGAUAAAUGCUACGUCAAAGAGCAAAGUGCACGGCUUAACCAAGUGGCACAUCGCACGCCACACUCCCCUCCUCUGGUCAUGCGUGACCGGGCAGCCAAACCCAGAUCCACUCAGCAAUCCCAAACCCAGACCCAGACUCAGUGCCGGCGUAGUGGCUGCAGCAACGUGUCCCCGGGCUGCACGGACCUGUGCCCGGAGUGCCACACGCGUGGCCAGGGCAGGGAGGCGGGCAGGCGGGCGCAGGCGCCCAAGGAGAAGUCCAAGCAGCGGUGCCGGACGCAAGGCUGCGACCACUACGCCAACCAAGAGAAACAGGGCUACUGCAACGAGUGCGACCACUUCAAACAGAUCUACCGCGGCUGACCACGCGCGCCGCCGCCCCGCGCACACGAGCGACGAUGACGACGCACCGCUAAGCACGCUAGAGCCGCCGCCCGGCUGCGGGCACCCCAUGCCAGUCAAUGCACCUCUGAUACUAACUAACCAACUAACUAACUAGCUAGUGACUAACUAGUAACCUUAUGGCCUGAAAAUCAAACCCCCCAUGUAGAAUGUGAAGAGAGAGUGUGUGCACAUGGGGGGAGGGGUGAGUGUGUGUGUGUGUGUGAGAGUGUGUGUGCGUGUGCGUGUGUCUGUGGGUGUGUUUGCAGUAGACAUGGCCUCUAGAAUACCUCUUUGUGCAAUUACUAUCAUCUGACGUGCCCUGUGCACUCACACGGUGAGAGGUUUGGCUACAUGUCAGAGCAACUGACUUAACUCUUGUGUACAAUAUGUAUUUAGAGGUACGUAGUGAAUCGUGCCGGACAAAAUGAUUGUAUGUUGACAUAACAAGAAGCAUCUGACAUUGCUUUCUAGACCACAGCCAAGGAUUUAUACCCCCCCCCGACCCCACCCCACCCCCGUCUAUCCGUCUGUCUGUCUGUCUUAACCCAUCUGUGUAUCUGUCUGCCUGUCUGUCUAGCAUACUGCUCUGUAGAGUGAGGGACGCAGGAAGUGGCUUCACCCCGGGGGAUCGGCGAAAAACCCGAGGAAGCAGUAAGAAGUGAGCUAAUCUGGGCCAAAGCAAAACAAGUGAAGUGUUUGCAAUGAAGUGAAAAAGGUGACUGUUCACCGUUGUUCAGCUCAGUUCUCCAAUAUCACUCAUUUGUGGCCUCCAAAAACAAAGAUUUUUUUUUUGUUGUUGUUUCCAAAAGAAUCUUUUGCAAUCAAUAACGCUAAAUGAUCAAAAAAAUUAAUAUUUUCUUCCAUUCGUCAGUCGAACGCAGUGUUAGUUUAUAUUUUGAGGUAAAAUAAAUGAAUAAAGGAUGUUAAUAUCAUCUGUAAAAUGAAGUAAUCGCUCGAUAUGGGAAGUUAAUUUGAAACCAUAUGUGCACACGGUGCGAGACAGACAGGGCAGGCCCCUGCUAGUUCUGGUGCUACAUGUACAGAAAUCAAAGCCUCUCCAUUGUAGCCAACAUGCUGGUGGCGUCAGCGGACAGAAGGCAGAGAACACAGUAGAGACAAGACUCUUCUCUUUCUAUCCCUCCUCCCCUUCUCCUCUUAUUUCCCCUUUUCUCCAAAACAGAUCUGUUGCCUUGGACAUUGUUUUCCUGUUUACUUAAAAACCACUUAAGCACCUAGAAACGCAUCAACACGUGGGAACACAUACCUACAUGUGCGCACACCCAGAUGUAGUAAAGCCAGUCCAGUCAGAAGGAGAUUGCCGGCUCCGUAGAGGGAACUGGAGAAAAUGAAGAUGGGUGAAGUCUGGAUAAUGAUCCACAUCAUCACCACACACACACACACACACACACACGCACAUAUGCACACACACGCACAUGCAAACACAGCUCUGUGAGAUUGUAUGCGUCCCACCCAGGCCUGAGGUGACAUGUAGGUAAGCAGACCUAUCAAGAAAUGCAUUCCUCUGUGCUCCACCCCACGGGAUGUGCCAAGGCGACACUUUCAAAACUUCAGAGAGCAAUCCCAUCGCCUGCUUCGGCUGAUCUUGUUUAUCUGAAUGUGUUUUGUGCUGCUGCUACAGCAGCACAGUAUUGGGGCUCAUCCUCGAUAAGUUUUUGCCUUUAAGUAGUAGUUUCAAUUUUAUGGACCAGAGGGGCCUGAUCCACGAACAUGGAUCAGCGCUCCCACCUAUAAAAUGCUUUUCUGAAUAUGGACCUGAGUCCAUAUUGUAGGACCUUUCAACUCGAUGCCUCAUCUCCAACACACACACACACGCACACACACACACAUGCAGCGCACGUCUCUGUGUGCGUCUGGAAUACACACACACACACAAAAAAAACUGACAUUCCUAUUUUUGGUUGGGCUUUCUUUUUGUUUGUUUUGAAAAUUUUUAACGUAUUUUGAUAUAUUUGGUUUUGUUUCUGCCAAAAAAAAAAAAAAAAAAAACCUGAAAAAAAAAGACAUGUGCCAUCAAUUGCCAAACAGU